Messenger RNA from Drosophila busckii, 2943 nucleotides. It is a transcript of the gene Prp40, whose product is annotated as pre-mRNA-processing factor 40 homolog A. Lineage: Eukaryota; Metazoa; Arthropoda; Insecta; Diptera; Drosophilidae. Gene Ontology annotation, biological process: mRNA cis splicing, via spliceosome. Gene Ontology annotation, cellular component: U1 snRNP; U2-type prespliceosome. The transcript has 6 exons. Gene Ontology annotation, molecular function: protein binding; RNA binding. The record is from RefSeq and is a predicted model, not a curated record. Bases 223 to 2658 code for a protein of 811 amino acids.
CUUGCCACCACUGCUGAGAGCAGUUGUUCUCAAACGGGUAAUCCAUGCCAUUCACACAAAAUAUAAACAAUUCAUGGUGAAUACCAAAAACGAGCCGUGCGAAAAUAAAAUUGGUUGGAAAUUUUCGUUUUAUUUUGUGUAAAAAGCAACAAAUUGGCUGCUGCAACAAACGGUACACGUACCAAGUGUUUUUAGCAUUAACCCAUAUUGAACAAUAGUGAAAUGAAUGUUCCUCCUAGCGCUGGCAAUGGCGGUGCACCAAUGGCCGGCAUGGGAUACACGCCGAACAUGGUGCCAGUGCCUCCAUUUAAUUUGCCGCCGCCGGGAUUUGGAGGACCACCGCGACCUGAGCUAGCAGCGGCCUUUGGUGCUCUUGCGCCAAACAGUGAGUGGACGGAGCAUAAAGCACCGGAUGGACGGCCGUAUUUCUAUAAUCAGAACACGAAGCAAAGCUCGUGGGAGAAGCCGGAGUCACUGAUGACGCCCGCCGAACUGCUGCACAAUCAGUGUCCCUGGAAGGAGUACCGCUCGGAUACAAACAAAGUGUAUUAUCAUAAUGUGGUCACAAAAGAAACAUGCUGGGAGCCGCCACCAGAGUACGUGGACAUGAAAGCCAAGGCAAAGGCCGAAGAGGCUGCUGCAGCGGCCAAGGCUGUUGCUGCUAUGACAUCUUCCAGUAUGGCGGGCAUGGUGCCCCAUGUGGCAUUGGCCAACAUAUUGCCAGCCGCGUUGCCUGCAGCGCCCCGUAUACCCACGCCCGAGAUACACUCUCCGCUUACGUCAAGCAGUAAUGAGAACAGCUCCUCUGCUAUGGAUCAGGCCAUGGCUGCCACACUGGCUUCCAUUGAAAUACCACAACAGAACUCCAAAAAGGAUGAAAAAUCUAGGGGCGAUAGCAAGAUGGUGUUUAAAGAUAAACGCGAGGCUAUUGAAGCGUUCAAGGAACUGCUGCGAGAUCGUAAUGUACCAUCGAAUUCAAACUGGGAUCAGUGUGUCAAACUUAUCUCGAAGGAUCCGCGCUAUAACGCUUUUAAAAACCUAAACGAACGCAAACAGACUUUUAAUGCAUAUAAAACACAAAAGCUAAAAGAUGAGCGCGAGGAAUCGCGACUGCGUGCUAAGAAGGCCAAAGAGGAUCUGGAACAGUUUCUUAUGUCCAGCGAUAAGAUGAACUCGCAGCUAAAAUAUUUUCGUUGUGAGGAGGUAUUUGCCAGCAAUCGUAUUUGGACAGUCGUGCCGGAGCAGGACCGACGUGACAUCUAUGAGGAUUGCAUAUUCAAUCUGGCUAAGCGCGAGAGAGAGGAGGCGCGUGUGCUAAAAAAACGUAAUAUGAAAGUGCUUGGCGAGCUGCUGGAGUCAAUGACAUCCAUAACAUACGCAUCCACCUGGUCAGAGGCGCAGGUAAUGCUGCUAGAUAAUGCAGAGUUCAAAAAUGAUGUUACCCUGUUGGGAAUGGACAAGGAGGAUGCGUUGAUUGUAUUUGAGGAGCACAUUCGGACACUGGAGAAGGAGGAAGAAGAGGAACGGGAGCGUGAGAAGAAGCGCAUGAAACGUCAGCAACGUAAAAAUCGUGACGCUUUUCUGGCAUUACUCGACACGCUGCAUGAGGAAGGCAAGCUUACCUCAAUGUCCUUAUGGGUGGAACUAUACCCGAUCAUAUCAGCGGAUAUACGUUUUUCCGCCAUGCUGGGUCAGAAUGGCUCCACGCCGCUGGACCUAUUCAAGUUCUACGUUGAGAAUCUAAAAGCGCGCUUCCAUGACGAGAAAAAGACCAUACGGGAGAUACUCAAGGAGAAGCAGUUUGUAGUGCAGGCCAAGACCACAUUCGAGGACUUUGCCACAGUGGUGUGCGAAGACAAACGUUCAGCCAGCCUAGAUGCUGGCAAUGUCAAGCUCACGUACAACGCGCUGCUCGAAAAGGCGGAGGCCAUUGAAAAAGAGCGCAUGAAGGAGGAAGUACGUCGAUUGCGCAAGCUGGAGAACGAAAUAAAAAACGAAUGGCUGGAGUCCAACAUCUCUGUGAGCGAGCCCUAUGAGUGUGCCAAGAAGGUGGUGCACCAUCUGGAGGCGUUCUUAGUUUAUGAAAAGGAAAUCGGUGUGGAAAAGAUCUGGGAAGACUUUGUUAAGGAGAGCGAAGAUGCCUGCAGUCAUCAUCACUCACGUUCACGAAAAUCCAAAAAGAAUAAAAAGCAUAAAAAACGUGUGCGCUCCACAUCCCGCUCCGACAUUGAGAAUGAAUUGAUCGAGUUGGAGAAAUUAAAAAAACGACAUUCUAGGUCACGCUCAAAUUCGUUUAGCUCCAUUGGCAGCAUAGAGAGCGAGAAGAUGCUGAAGAAAAAGAAAAAACGCAAGAAUAAAUUACGAGCGUCUUCGUGCGAAUCUGACAUCGGAAUUCAAUCUCCAGAUGCUGCUCCCGCUCUGCAACUGAACGACUCCAAUUCGUACUCACCUGUUAAAAAGAAAAAGAAGGAAAAACGCGCUAAGAGAGACAAAGAGAGCAAACGACAUCGACAUAUUCGCUCCAUAUCACCGCAUAGUCCAGCCGCCCAAUCCGACUCAGCCACUUCCAGAAACGAUGAGUUAACGCUCAGCGACGGUGAACUGGAGAUCAAGCGUGCGGCGCUGCUGGCCCAAUUAAACGAACAGCUCGAUGAAUAAGCGAGCUAGCUACACCGACUUCAACAACAACAAAAGCUAAAUUUUAAUUUUAGUUUUAGUUAUAUGUUUUAUAUACGGAUAAGCUCAAUGUAGUUCCAUACAGUCUCGGCAUUUCUUUCGAAGCACUUGUCUCUUGGCACAACACAAGGUGAGGCAUAUUUGUAAAAAAAAUAUAGCAUAUAUAUUUAUUUAUAAUAUGAGCUCAAUGCUAAUAUUGUAUAAAUACACUUUUGUGACUCCAAAAACUAUUCAUCUGCAUUGAAGGCAAUAAAAGUUGUCAAGUUG